Symphalangus syndactylus (siamang) is the source of this 1999-nucleotide messenger RNA. It is a transcript of the gene GALE, whose product is annotated as UDP-galactose-4-epimerase. NCBI's taxonomy places the organism in Eukaryota, Metazoa, Chordata, Mammalia, Primates, Hylobatidae. Gene Ontology annotation, biological process: beta-D-galactose catabolic process via UDP-galactose, Leloir pathway. The record is from RefSeq and is a predicted model, not a curated record. Gene Ontology annotation, molecular function: UDP-glucose 4-epimerase activity. Gene Ontology annotation, cellular component: cytosol.
CACUUAAAGGGCCCGCCGGUCGGGCGCAGGAGGCGGUGCCUCUGGAGCAAGCGUGGGGCGCGGGAACCGGAGCAGCUUGGCCCUGCUCCGCGCUACAGCCCAAAGCCCAGCCUGAGACCCAGCCGCCUUCGAGUGCCCACGGCCUAGCUCUCCUUCCCUCCAGCAGACAGACGGGGAAAACCGAGGGGGCGACGGCUGAGCAAGGUCACUCCGCUGGUCGGGGGCGUAGCCGGCCUCAGACCAGCUUUCCUGCUUCCCAGGGCCUCUCUGCGACCACUUUCGGGUGCCAGUGAUAACACCUGGCUCACCGAGAUGCUGGGGGAAUUCAGGAAAAUCAUGCAAAAGUGCCUGGUACAGAGCCUGGCACGCAGAGGGCUCUUGGUCAAGUGGGUUGGAGCUGCGUGAGCCCAGAAGGGGAUAGAGGCAGCGUGGAGGAAGGCGGCAGCGGGCCCGGUCGCUGGGAAUGAAAGGCCUCAGUGUCUGGAGCUUCCUCCCCAUUCUACCCGCAGAGUUUGUUCUGGGUGGAGGACUCUUCAGUCCUCAGUUACCUUGGAGGAAGAAGUGUGGAUCCUCAGAUUCCAUCUUUUCCAACUCCAAGGUGCCAUGGCAGAGAAGGUGCUGGUAACAGGUGGGGCUGGCUACAUUGGCAGCCACACGGUGCUGGAGCUGCUGGAGGCCGGCUACUUGCCCGUGGUCAUCGACAACUUCCAUAAUGCCUUCCGUGGAGAGGGGUCCCUGCCUGAGAGCCUGCGGCGGGUCCAGGAGCUGACAGGCCGCUCUGUGGAGUUUGAGGAGAUGGACAUUUUGGACCAGGGAGCCCUACAGCGUCUCUUCAAAAAGCACAGCUUUAUGGCGGUCAUCCACUUUGCGGGGCUCAAGGCCGUGGGCGAGUCGGUGCAGAAGCCUCUGGAUUAUUACAGAGUUAACCUGACCGGGACCAUCCAGCUUCUGGAGAUCAUGAAGUCCCACGGGGUGAAGAACCUGGUGUUCAGCAGCUCAGCCACUGUGUACGGGAACCCCCAGUACCUGCCCCUGGACGAGGCCCACCCCACGGGUGGUUGUACUAACCCUUAUGGCAAGUCCAAGUUCUUCAUCGAGGAAAUGAUCCGGGACCUGUGCCAGGCAGACAAGACUUGGAACGCAGUGCUGCUGCGCUAUUUCAACCCCACAGGUGCCCAUGCCUCUGGCUGCAUCGGCGAGGAUCCCCAGGGCAUACCCAACAACCUCAUGCCUUAUGUCUCCCAGGUGGCGAUCGGGCGACGGGAGGCCCUGAAUGUCUUUGGCAAUGACUAUGACACAGAGGAUGGCACAGGUGUCCGGGAUUACAUCCAUGUCGUGGAUCUGGCCAAGGGCCACAUUGCAGCCUUAAGGAAGCUGAAAGAACAGUGUGGCUGCCGGAUCUACAACCUGGGCACGGGCACAGGCUAUUCAGUGCUGCAGAUGGUCCAAGCUAUGGAGAAGGCCUCUGGGAAGAAGAUCCCAUACAAGGUGGUGGCACGGCGGGAAGGUGAUGUGGCAGCCUGUUACGCCAACCCCAGCCUGGCCCAUGAGGAGCUGGGAUGGACAGCAGCCUUAGGGCUGGACAGGAUGUGUGAGGAUCUCUGGCGCUGGCAGAAGCAGAAUCCUUCAGGCUUUGGUGCGCAAGCCUGAGGACCCUCCCCUACCAAGGACCAGGAAAAGCAGCAGCUGCCUGCUCUCCAGCCUCUGGCAGGAACCCAGGGUCCUGGAGCUGCUGGGGCCAAGCCAAGGCCUCCCCUACCUCAAACCCCAGCUGGGCCCGCUCAGCCCACCAGCCAUGAGGCCAAGGGCCCCACUGACCAGGAGGCCGAGGUCUCUAACUCUUAUCUUCCACAGGGUCCAAGAGUUCAUCAGGCCCACCAAGAGUGAGUGAGGGGCAAGGCUCUGGAACAAAACCUCCUCCUCCCAGGCACUCAUUUAUACUGCUCUGAAAGAGUUUUCCAAAGUAUUUAAAAAUAAAAACAAGUUUCCUUACACUGGG